CUGCGCCUUUGUCUGGUUUAUUAUAGCCGCCUCUCGGCCGGGCUCCUCCAAUUUGCUUGUCAUUUGCAUACCUUCCCCUUCUCCUCUUUAACCGGGCGCCGGGCCCGGAGCCGGGAAGGAGGCGCAGGGGAGGGGGCGCCCUCACUUUGCUCUCCCUGCGCGAGCCGGGCUGCGAUGCUGAAAUCGGGGCGGCAGCGGGCACCGCUGGGUCCCGGGAAAGGAGCCCCGGGGUCGAGCGCAGUCGGGUCCCGGGAUUCUUGAGCUGUGCCCAGCUGACGAGCUUUUGAAGAUGGCACAAUAACCGUCCAGUGAUGCCUGACCAUGACAGCACAGCCCUCUUAAGCCGGCAAACCAAGAGAAGAAGAGUUGACAUUGGAGUGAAAAGGACGGUAGGGACAGCAUCUGCAUUUUUUGCUAAAGCAAGAGCAACGUUUUUUAGUGCCAUGAAUCCCCAAGGUUCUGAGCAGGAUGUUGAGUAUUCAGUGGUACAGCAUGCAGAUGGGGAAAAGUCAAAUGUACUUCGCAAGCUGCUGAAGAGGGCGAACUCGUAUGAAGAUGCUAUGAUGCCUUUUCCAGGAGCAACCAUAAUUUCCCAGCUGUUGAAAAAUAACAUGAACAAAAAUGGUGGCACGGAGCCCAGUUUCCAAGCCAGUGGUCUCUCUAGUACGGGCUCCGAAGUCCAUCAGGAGGAUAUAUGCAGCAACUCUUCAAGAGACAGCCCCCCAGAGUGUCUUUCCCCUUUUGGCAGGCCUACUAUGAGCCAGUUUGAUAUGGAUCGCUUAUGUGAUGAACACCUGAGAGCAAAGCGUGCCCGGGUGGAGAACAUAAUCCGGGGUAUGAGCCAUUCCCCCAGUGUGGCAUUAAGGGGCAAUGAAAAUGAAAGAGAGAUGGCCCCACAGUCUGUGAGCCCCCGAGAAAGUUACCGAGAAAACAAACGCAAGCAAAAGCUGCCCCAGCAGCAGCAGCAGAGUUUCCAGCAGCUGGUUUCAGCCCGCAAAGAACAGAAGCGAGAGGAGCGCCGACAGCUGAAACAGCAGCUGGAGGACAUGCAGAAGCAGCUGCGGCAGCUGCAGGAGAAGUUCUACCAGAUCUACGACAGCACCGAUUCUGAAAAUGAUGAAGAUGGGAACCUGUCCGAAGACAGCAUGCGCUCGGAGAUUCUAGAGGCGCGGGCCCAGGACUCCGUGGGGAGGUCAGACAGUGAGAUGUGUGAGCUGGACCCAGGACAGUUCAUCGACCGGGCUCGGGCCCUGAUCAGAGAGCAGGAGAUGGCUGAAAACAAGCCCAAGCGAGAAGGCAGCAACAAAGACAGAGACCACGGGCCAAACUCCUUGCAACCGGAAGGCAAGCACUUGGCUGAGACCUUGAAACAGGAGCUCAACACUGCCAUGUCACAAGUUGUGGACACUGUGGUCAAAGUCUUCUCGGCCAAGCCCUCCCGCCAGGUUCCUCAGGUCUUCCCACCUCUCCAGAUCCCCCAGCCCAGGUUUGCAGUCAAUGGGGACAACCAUAAUUUCCACACCGCCAACCAGCGCCUGCAGUGCUUUGGCGACGUCAUCAUUCCAAACCCCCUGGACACCUUUGGCAAUGUGCAGAUGCCCAGUUCCACAGACCAGACAGAAGCACUGCCCCUGGUGGUCCGCAAAAACUCCUCUGACCAGUCUGCCUCCGGCCCGGCCGCUGGCGGCCACCACCAGCCCCUGCACCAGUCGCCUCUCUCGGCCACCACGGGCUUCACCACCUCCACCUUCCGCCACCCCUUCCCCCUCCCCUUGAUGGCCUACCCAUUUCAGAGUCCAUUAGGUGCUCCCUCUGGCUCCUUCUCGGGAAAAGACAGAGCCUCUCCCGAGUCCUUAGACUUAACUAGGGACACGACAAGCCUGAGGACCAAGAUGUCAUCUCACCACCUGAGCCACCAUGCUUGCUCACCAGCACACCCACCCAGCACGGCCGAAGGGCUCUCCCUGUCGCUCAUAAAGUCCGAGUGCGGUGAUCUCCAAGACAUGUCCGAAAUCUCACCCUAUUCGGGAAGUGCAAUGCAGGAAGGAUUGUCACCCAAUCACUUGAAAAAAGCAAAGCUCAUGUUCUUUUAUACCCGUUACCCCAGCUCCAAUAUGCUGAAGACUUACUUCUCCGAUGUAAAGUUCAACAGAUGCAUUACCUCUCAGCUCAUCAAGUGGUUUAGCAAUUUCCGCGAGUUUUACUACAUUCAGAUGGAGAAGUACGCCCGUCAAGCCAUCAACGAUGGGGUCACCAGCACGGAAGAGUUGUCCAUAACCAGAGACUGCGAGCUGUACAGGGCCCUGAACAUGCACUACAAUAAAGCAAAUGACUUUGAGCAGGUUCCAGAGAGAUUCCUGGAAGUUGCUCAGAUCACAUUACGGGAGUUUUUCAAUGCCAUUAUCGCAGGCAAAGACGUUGACCCUUCCUGGAAGAAGGCCAUAUACAAGGUUAUCUGCAAGCUGGAUAGUGAAGUCCCUGAGAUUUUCAAAUCCCCAAACUGCCUACAAGAGCUGCUUCAUGAGUAGAAAUUUCAACAACUCUUUUUGAAUGUAUGAAUAGUAGCAGUCCCCUUUGGAUGUCUGACUUCCUGUAUGUGUCUAGAUUUUGAUUUCAUUUGUGUGUGUAUGGGAGGCAUGGAUAUGUUAUGAAAUCAGCUGGUAAUUCCACCUCAUCAUCUUUCUCGCAUUUCCUUUUGUUUUCCAUUACAAGGGGAUGGUUAUUUUCCUUCCUCUGUUAGUUUACUUUUGCCCAAGGCCCUUAACAUUUGGAGACUUAGCGUAGGGUUAAUUUUCAGGGAAAAACAAUGCUGGAGUGUGUAAAGUCUACAUUCGCAAGCAAGGGCAUUUAGCAAAGACGCUUCUGCUUGAUUGGUGGCAUAUUGCAAAUGGCGGGUGGCAUGGUCACAGCAUGACACUGCAGAACUCUACAGUGACCUGUCUCUUCUUACUGUUAAGAAGGUCUAAAAAUACAAAGUAACCACUUCAUACAUUCAAAUAUUUUGUUUGCUUUGAACUCAACAAGUAGCUUUUUCUUACUUGCUUAAUUAAAUAGCACCAAUGACAGAUGAGCAGCUUGCUUCUUGAAAAUACCCCCAAAGGCCAAAUUAAAACAGAAAAAUAAUUGCUCUCAGGCCCUUCUGAAGAGAAAUGGCAAACAUCCCCGAACUAGCAGUACCAGUUUCUAAUGCAGGCAAAGCAAUUUUGGACAACACUGACUCUUUCAAGAUGAGAUUGAAACCCAUCCCUGCUCUUCUAGCCUCCUCUAUAGAAUUCAUAAUUCGUGGUUCUUCAUACUAAAUGAGCUUUUAGAUCAGUCUUCAUAGAGAAAAACGCUAUACCUUGUUAUCAUUUUCUAUUUAUUUUGCUUCAAAUAUUAAAAAGGCACAUAAGCUUCAGAUUUACUCUGCUCCAUUUUGUUUAUAUCCUUAAAAGAAUUAUUAUUUUUGUUCAGUUAAUUUUUUUUCCUAAAACACCACUUUCUGAUUACCUUCCCACAGUAAGGAAUAAAGGAAUCCCAACUGACCAUGCAGUCCUUGCCUACACUGGAAGUUUGCUGGCACCUUUUAGCUGAUCUGUUUCUGUGUGUGAUUCCAUACUGCACUGAUGGGUAUUCGAAGUGGUGACAGUCUAAGUGUUUCUUCACUGUAGGCAUAACAUCUUCAAGCCAUUCAUACUAUCUCUUCUAAUUCAGAAGCUAAUAUUGACCAAAAUGUGAGAAGUAUAGGAAAGUCUGGGGUUAACCCAAAAGAUACAAUUUCAGCACAACUAAGAAAGCUAGCUGCUAUUUCAUGCUUUCUUCAGUGGGUCUCUUCUUUUUUUCUUUUCUUUUUUCCAGUUUUUCAAUGAUGUACAGUGUCCCAUACAUACAUUUUAAAAAUUGAGCAGCAUUCACACUUGUUUUCUUAGAUGGGUUUUUGUGUUCAGAAGCAUUAAGAAUCCGAUGUUCAUUCUAAUAGUGUUUUCCAGGCCCCUCCCUCCCCUUUGAUCUACAGCUCUUAAAAUGACACAGUAACAAAUCUGGUAUUUAAAACAUACAAGAUAUAAAUGUCAUUUUCCCUUAAUUUUCAUUUAAAAAAUGCAUUUGACUUUGGAGAAUGCAGGUAGAGCCAUGUGACUGACGAGGCGACCUGAUCGUUGUCAUUUAACGUCAUUUUUAAAUUCUGCUGAUGGAUGGGAAUGUGGGAACACAAUUAUUGUCAGCACAAAGCCUUAAAACCUGCUGACUUUAAAUUAAAUGGUGCGGUCCUCUGAUGCCCUGUAUCACCCAGGACACUAACAGGCCCUGGAAGUAUGGGCAUUUCCUGCAGUGGCUGGGGCUAGGACACCAACCCUUCUACCCACAUCCCAGGCCACACACAUUCCCCAGUUGUACCCUCUCACACAUGCCCACAGAAUCAUUCCAUCCAAUGUGUUAUUUUUCUGGCUUGCUUAAGAAAAAGUUUCUGAUAAUCAGUACAUUAGAGUGAAAUGAAUACAUACAUAUAUAUAUAUAUAUAUAUAUAUAUAUAUUCAGUCAGUACAAAAUAAUCUCAACUUCCAGUCACACUCUUGACUUGCUCAUUUGGACUCAUGUGAUGUCCACUGUUAUGUCACUAUACAACCAGAUCCGUUGCUGUAAUUCCAUGUAAUUCAUAUCAAUAUUGUGUUAUCCUUUGCAAGACAAAAGGCAAAGAAGCUGUAGUGGAUUCAGCUCGGUAGACAGAUUGCGAGGUAUCUCCUUAAUCUGUGGCAAGUGAAAUCGUGAUUCAGGUUUAUUUGGAUUUUGAGUAUUAUUUUCCCCUCCCUUUGUGAUUUCAAUAGACAAAUUAAGCAAAGGAUGUGUUUGGAGCCAAACACUGAUGCACUUAGCUACUGAGGCUAUCCCCUGCAAGUUCAGAGUGAGGAUAAAUGCACCUCUGUCGUGCAAAUAGAGCCAUCACCUUGCUCUUAGGUGAUCUCCCCCCUUCCACAAUCAUAGAAUCUUGUGCCUCCCAGUGCGCUGAAAAACGACAAAAGCCUGUCUCUCAAAAACUCCUGUUUAACAGGUUUUUUAAAAUCACCAUCUUCCAAAGUUCAGAUCAACUCUCACCAAGUGAAAACUGGGUCCACAGGAGAAAGUUAGUUUUCCAGGGUGGGAGGGUGAAGGACGAGAGGCAGUUUACAUAGGAGAAAAAAAAGUCUAAAGUCCAUGUUGAAAUUCCACAUUACCACUUAUUUUCUGUUAACUCUAAAUUAUUUUUGUGUGUACACUUGAGGUUAUAGUCUGUGCCUAGAUCUAAAAUGCACCAGCGGGGGGAUUUUUAAAAAUCCUUCAAAAUACCAGUUUUCUCCCACAAGUACAAUUGUUCUUGUGCCUUCUGUGGCUUUCGAUUUCAUCUUUUUGACUUUAUUUCCAAUUACUACAGCUGCAAUAAACACUAGAUUUUUUUUCUGGCUGUUUGACAUAACGAUAGCUAUGCAUAUUUUGUGUCUUUUUAAAACAAAGCGGGAGAAUACGUUUUUGAAGAAGAGAAUUUUUAGAACAGUUUGAUACCGCAAAUUAUUUUUUCCUCAAUUGUUUGAGCAGCAUCCGAGUUUUGAAAAUUCUUGUAGAAGCCAAUUUUUUGUAACUGUGGUGCAAAUCAUGUGUUUUCUUAGCCUAAUGAAAAGUAGUAUAGAAGCAAUAUUUCAUACCAUGUGCUAUGUGUGUGCAGAUGUGUGAAGGUAAAAACACAUACGCACAUAUACACACAUGUAAAAAUAUACUUAUAUAUAUGCGUGUGAAGUGGAACACUUACCUUUUCCUAUCUAGAUUUAAGAACCUAUUUUAGACAUUUGUUAUGUUUUGUGAAAAGAAUGUUUUAUUUGCAACAACAAAACACUUAAUUCUUAUUGUCUCUCUGGCUGUUUAAUAAGAACGUUUCACAUUAAAUGGUAAAACACGUGGAAGAUGUUAGAAUGUAGUAAUUAUUUAAGUAACUGUUCACCCACAGAUUCCUAAAGUUUGCUUUGUGCCUCCGAGUAUUAUUUAAUUAAAGUGUUUUAUGUUUGCAGAAUCUUUGUUACUGUACUGGGAAUGUGGGUGAAUAUCAUUUAAAAAAUUUAAAAUUACAAAAAAAAAAAGCAAAAUGGAAACACUAAAGCAAGAGGGGAACUUUUAUAAAGCAAUGUAAAUAUUUAACCUCAUGCCUGUUGUUACGUAAGACAUGAGAUUUUAAUAAAUAACUACAUUCUGACAACAUCUGUUGGGUUUAUUAGGAACACUACAGUGACUGUAUAGACAGUUGAAGGCAUUCUUGAAAAUCCUGCUCUCUACUUUUAAAAGAUAACAGUCUCUUUUAUCAGAUGUCAGGGGCAAGGGUAACGCAGUUUCUGUAAAUGUAUGAAAUUUCUUUUCUCUGUACAUGAAGACAUUUAGGAAGUAACCCCCAUUCCCGCACACAUACAGGUUGAUAUUGAGUCAUAAAGCUAAAGAUUUUGGGGAAGCCUUAGAAUACGAUGGCCUCUCAAAGCAAUCAUAAAUUCAUCCCAGAACAGGUGGUUAGACUCCCCUGAAAGAAGCAGUGUGUAUCUGAGAAGAGCACAAAAUCUCUUUGCCAUGUAUAUUAUACAGUAUUCAUUGGUGUGAAUAGUACAAAUGUUUCCUUUUGGUACAAACUCUGUGUUUGCAAAUUCCAAGAAACAUUGUUUUCAAAAAGCUCCCCUUAAAAACAAGUAACUGGUUGAUAGGAGAAACUUGCCGUAUUGCACUUAAAUGUUCUGUUGAAAGAAAUGCAGUUUUGUUUUCUGUAGAUCUGCUGGUUGUGAACCAUCUAUAAAAACUAAACCUAAAAUGCUCAUAUACAGAGCUGGGAUCAAAACUGGUAUUUAAUCUUUGCAUCUUCUUGUAAUUACUCUUCUAAGGAUAUAACAGAAUGUGGAAUCGGCUGGACUUUGAGUCUUUUCAACUGAGUCCUCUCUCAAAUCAGACCCUCCUCAAAUGCACAAACAUGCACAGAAAAGGCAAACAGGCUGGCCUUCCUUUGUGAAAAUGUAUUCAUUCUGUAUUUUUUAAAUACACGAUUCCUCCACAUGGAUAAAGCAUUUUAAGGUUGUACACUACCACUUCAAAUUUAGGACUAGAAAAAUGUAUUUGGGGUUGGUCUCGGAGCUACCUAGAAGAAUCAAGGUUAUGGCUUCCCCUGAUAUUGUCCCAGCCGUUUCUCAUAUGUAUAUAGUAUAAACCGUGACAAAACACUGCCUUUAUAUUAUUUAGCAAUAUGUUGUAAAUAGCAUUAUGAAGCUCUUUCUUUUGUAAUAAAGACCCUUUGAUUUGAAUAUAGUACAAUAACUGAACUGAUAAAGUCAAUUUUUGAUUUUUUUUUAGCUAGAGGCAAUUUCAAUUGUGGAUUUUUGUUAUUGUCUAUUGUUCUGAAGACUUUGCAUAAUUUAUUGGUUUAAUUUAUCCUAAUUUAUUUGAUGAAGGUGUACAAUUUUGUAUUACCAAGGAUGUACUGUAAUAUUAAUUGAUAUGAUAAAAAAAAACAGUGAGACUCCCUGUCCAUAUUAAAAAGAAAAUAAAAAGGUGCAGUAGACAAUUGAUUUUAAAGUAAAAGUUUUAAAAAUUUAGUUUGGCAGCUACUAAAUUUUAAAACAGGAAAAAAACCACAUGGUUGUGGGGAGCGUGGGAGGGGGUUUUCCUUCGUGUGUUUUAAGCUUUUGUAUACUCUCCAAACUUUUACCUUUUGCUUUGUACCACUUAAAGGAUACAGUAGUCCAAUUGCCUUGUGUGCCUUCCAUCUUCUCUUAAACUGAAUGUAUGUGCAGUAUAUAUGCAAGCUUGUGCAAAAUAAAAUAUACAUUACAAGCUCA
Molecule: messenger RNA, 7811 nt
Organism: Heterocephalus glaber (naked mole-rat)
Lineage: Eukaryota; Metazoa; Chordata; Mammalia; Rodentia; Bathyergidae
Source: RefSeq, a predicted model, not a curated record